AUGGCUGAGGGUGGUGUCCCGUACCCCUCCGUGUUCAUGGUGGAUAGCCAUGCAGCCUACCCACCUCUGCCCCCCAAACCGAGACCUCCUGGUCGGGGUGGUGUGACCCAGAGCCUGCUGUUCCUGCUGGUUGGGCUGGCUCUGUGUGGCUUGGCCAUAGAGGCCUGCUUCAUCUACCACCUCUACUCCACACAGGGAUCUGUGAGUAUUAUCACCAUGAUGUGGCUGUCUACCCUUGUCUCCGUCUCCGUCUCUGUUCCAUCUCCCUCAACACCUGAGAGUCUCUUGUCACACAUCGCUCUCUCUCACACUACAUAUAUCUAGUAACAACUAUGCAUUCUUUCUACUGUGUUCUUUCAUCUCUCACUGUUUUAUUUUCCCCAAUCUCUGUCUCGCUGUCAACCCCACAAUCUAUACACUAUUCUCAGAAACAUAUUUUUUUAACUCCAAAAUGAAAGUGAAUACAUUUUCACAAUGUCAUUAAUUGAUGUGUUCUUUCUCUCUCUACAAGAAAUGUGUACAACCCAUUUGUAUCAUCAUAUGGGAAAUAUUUUGUAUUUAUUUAUUUCAUAGUCGCAGUCGACAAGACUGAAUUUAUGCAGAAUGCACAGUUACAUUAAGACAAUACUUUAAAUACACAAGACACUACAUUCAAUUAAUAAAGUCCUAUAUAUUAUAAUUACAAUUUAAAAGUCAUAUUUGGUUAUCCCGAUCUCAAUGUAUUUUGUACAAAGUAGUAAUUUACUGUUGGCUUUUAGCUUUUGUUCAUGUACUCCAUUUGUAUUAUGGCAGUAUCUUGGUUCAGAAUAGAGCAAUGUGUGGUGAUAUGUCACUUGGAGUAUUGGAACCAUGCUACAAUUGGUUGUUUUGUUAGACUAUGAUUGUGAAAUAAUUUUCCAUGUCUAUAGGGAAGAGAAACAAAUAUUAACUUCCGAGUUAACAGUGCAUUAUUCACCACGAUGUAGGUUUUUUGUCGUGUCAAUUUUGCUUUACGUACAAACAGGUCUCAUGACAACACAGCAUUCUAGUCAAGUUCUGUCAUGGUCAGCAGUUUCUUUCCCAAAGUUGGAGUUGGGAUUCCCCUUGAUAUACGCAUUAAACAGUUUUAUUCAUAUUUGUACAUUUGGCAACAGUUGAGAUGGAGAAGUAUCUCAGAAUUGGGCAUCAUUUCAGAGAAUAUGAAUGUUCAGUGACGUACCUUGCUGGAGCAGGGGCCAGCAUUCCGUGUUCCACAGAAAUGGUUGGUUGGUCAGGUGCUUGUGGUUACGUUGAGCUUUAUGUGACAUCAUUUCCCCUAACCCAGUCUAGUGGCAAUGGUGCAGUAGUUUAUUGGGAAGAGGAGAGAGCUAGCCUCUCGCUGCAUGCACAUGUACUGACAGGGGAAGACAGGGGGUAGGGUGGUCUGGUAUGGGAUGGGUGGUCUACUUUGUUUAAUUACCAAAAACCAUAAGCUGUUCUGUUUAUCUUUCCUCCGUAUCAUCUAAUACAAUGUAAAGGUCACAUUGCUUAAGGCCUAAAGAACCACUUAAAUAUGAACAAAUGAACAGUCUCACACAUGCCUGUUCUGUAUUACCACAAACCUCUGUGUUCAAUAUGAUUAUAUCUCUUUUCUCAAAUGCAGGCAGGGUCAGCUCGUAUGAGUAUCCAAGGUAUGUCCCAGACUAUAUAUUUUUAUCUUGUUCAAACACCGUGACAAAAUGACAAGGGACUCAUCUUUGGUAGAAGAAGAUACUGUAUAUAUUGUAUCCCUCCUGCGAGUAUACACAUUUGAUUGAUUAAGUUCUGAAUCAUUCACUUUCUAAAAUGCACAUCACAUCAACAUAAACUUUGUUCCCAAAACAGACCAAGAGGCCAUUCCGAAGGAAGUUCCCCCAACUUCAAGACCAAACCCUGUUGUGUUGCCUUCAAAACCUGUUGCACAUCUGACAGGUAAGAGCAUCAUCACUAAGCCAUUGCAACUACACACAACCCUUUAUAUUAAUGUUUCUCAGUCAUUGGUCAUGACAGAAAAAGGGUGAAAUAAAGUAUGUAGUAGAACAUAAGAUAGUAUGGUGUAUGAAAUAGUACAUGAAAAUAAAUGGAAAUGAGCUCUUAUAACAGAAAACAACAACUUUUGCCACAUAUUGUCCUGUUUUUGUUCUCCAGCUGGACCUCAAGCACCCCAUGGAGAUGGAGUCUUGGUAUGGGAUAUGCAGCCACAACCGCUCCUCCAUGAAAUGGAGUACAAAGAUGGUAAGCUUGUCAUCCAGAAGGAAGGGUACUACUACGUCUACUCUAAGGUCUUCUUCAGUGAGGUCAAUGGUGCAUUCACACAUUCGGUCUGCAAAACUACUCCACGGUACCUUGGGAAGGACAUUGAACUGCUUAAGUCCAGGAGAUAUCACCCCAAGUCUGGGAAAAUGAUGUCCACAUCAAACAGCUACCUGGGAGGGGUGUUCCACUUCUUUGACGAUGACUCCAUCUUUGUCAAAGUGAAAAAUGUCACUCAAGUUCGGAUACACUAUUCCACUGAGAACGUGUUUGGUAUCUAUAUGAUAUAA
Coregonus sp. 'balchen' is the source of this 2540-nucleotide messenger RNA. The record is from the annotation of a GenBank genome assembly. NCBI's taxonomy places the organism in Eukaryota, Metazoa, Chordata, Actinopteri, Salmoniformes, Salmonidae.